UAAAAAUGGCGGAAAGCAUGCUCGCAUGCAUGCUUAUUUGUUUAUACUUGUUUUUUUUGUAGAUUGUAAUUUCUUUAUAUAUUUGAAGAGGAAUAUUUCACAUCGAACGUCUUGUAAAGAAAGACUUUUUUUGAAAAAUUAUAAUCAUGGCUUCAAGUUCAAGGUUUAUAAGAAAAAUGAAAAGUUUAGCAAUAGUUGCAAUUGGAGGAGGUAUUGCUUUUUCUGGAAUUUCCUUAUAUAGAGGUAAUUCCAAAUUUUAUAGUGACAUUGCUUUGCCUAUGAUACAUGAAGUUUUAGAACCAGAGACUGCACACAGAUUUGGAGUAGUUACAGCUGGUGCUGGACUAAUACCUAAAUCUAAAGUUUGUGAUUCUCAAAUUCUGGAGACAUCAUUUUGGGGAUUAAAAAUUAAAAAUCCAAUUGGUUUAGCUGCUGGAUUUGAUAAAAAUUGUGAAGCAGUUCCAGGCAUAUUUAAAGCAGGCUUUGGAUUUGUAGAAAUUGGAUCUGUCACACCACUUCCUCAGCCAGGAAAUCCAAAGCCAAGGGUUUUUCGCUUAAAAAAUGAUUUAGGAAUUAUUAAUAACUAUGGCUUUAAUAAUGAAGGACAAGAUUAUGUAUAUAACAGAUUGCAAAAAAUAAAAGAAAACCAACCCAAUCUUAUUAUUGGUGUCAACUUAGGCAGAAAUAAAGAUAGUGCUUCUGCCAUUGAUGAUUACAAAAAAGGAGUUUUAAAAUUUGGAGAAUUAGCAGAUUAUUUAGUUAUUAACAUUUCCAGUCCAAAUACUCCAGGACUUCGAUCCUUACAGAAACGUAAACUACUUGAAGAAUUAUUGGAUAAUGUAUUAGAAGUAAGAAACAAACUUUUUAAAAAAACACCUCUUCUGGUAAAAAUUUCCCCAGAUACAACAUAUUCAGAAAGAGAAGAUAUUGCUAAAGCUGUGAAAAGAAAAGGGAAAGAAGUUGAUGGAUUGAUUGUAAGUAACACAACUAUUAGUAGACCAGACAAUCUUAUUGAUUUGGUUGAAAAUGAUGGUGGUCUGAGUGGCAAACCCUUAACAAAUAUGUCAACAGAAGCCAUCAGAGAUAUGUUUGUACUUACUGAAGGAAAAAUGUUAAUUAUUGGAGUGGGAGGUGUUUUUACUGGCAGAGAUGCCUAUGAAAAAAUUAAAGCAGGUGCUUCCCUCAUUCAGUUAUACACAGCACUUGUGUAUAAGGGUCCACCUGUUGUUACAGAAAUUAAGAAGGAAUUGGAAGAUUUAUUGAGGGCAGAUGGAUAUGCAAAUAUAAUAGAAGCUGUUGGAGCUGACAUAAAAUGGGGAGAGAGAAAUUUGCCUACAUAAUUUAUUUUUAUUUAUUUGUAAAUAUUGUAAACAUUUGAUAAGCUGUUUUAUAUAAAAGAAUAUUCUCAUAUUUGUAAUUAUAAAA
Centruroides sculpturatus (bark scorpion) is the source of this 1425-nucleotide messenger RNA. RefSeq names its product dihydroorotate dehydrogenase (quinone), mitochondrial-like. Lineage: Eukaryota; Metazoa; Arthropoda; Arachnida; Scorpiones; Buthidae. Gene Ontology annotation, molecular function: dihydroorotate dehydrogenase activity. The record is from RefSeq and is a predicted model, not a curated record. The transcript has 9 exons. Gene Ontology annotation, cellular component: mitochondrial inner membrane; cytoplasm. Gene Ontology annotation, biological process: 'de novo' pyrimidine nucleobase biosynthetic process; pyrimidine ribonucleotide biosynthetic process. The coding region runs from base 147 to 1340 and encodes 397 amino acids.